Messenger RNA from Electrophorus electricus (electric eel), 678 nucleotides. It is a transcript of the gene map1lc3b, whose product is annotated as microtubule-associated protein 1 light chain 3 beta. Lineage: Eukaryota; Metazoa; Chordata; Actinopteri; Gymnotiformes; Gymnotidae. The record is from RefSeq and is a predicted model, not a curated record.
UUUGCUGGUUAGAGUCCUCGCGCAGCAGCAGAGUCACUCGCGAGCAGGAAAGGGUUGCAAAAGAGUUGCGUUAUUUGGGUUUUUUUGAAACCCAACUCGGUAACGCCUGCGUAGACGCGUCGCUAUUUUACUUCUGUUCAUCUUAGGCGGUUUGCCUAAAUACUCUCGCGUGUCCGUGAAACAUGCCGUCAGAAAAGACGUUCAAACAAAGAAGGACCUUUGAACAGAGAGUGGACGAUGUCAGACAUAUUCGAGAGCAGCACCCCAGCAAGAUUCCGGUCAUCAUUGAGAGGUACAAGGGGGAAAAACAACUGCCUGUUCUGGACAAGACCAAGUUUUUGGUUCCUGACCAUGUGAACAUGAGUGAACUCAUCAAAAUCAUCAGGAGGCGCCUGCAGCUGAACUCCAACCAGGCUUUCUUCCUGCUUGUGAACGGCCACAGCAUGGUGUCCGUGUCCACAGCCAUCUCCGAAGUGUAUGAGCGGGAGCGGGAUGAAGAUGGCUUCCUGUACAUGGUCUACGCCUCUCAGGAAACCUUUGGAAGUGCGAUGCCUUAGUAGAACCUUCCUGCUCUCACUUACGGACAAUGAGCUUCCAGCAUAUACACACACACACACACCCUGCAUACACUACCUGGCUCUCACACACACACACACACACACACCCUCACCCUGCAUG